Messenger RNA from Prunus mume (Japanese apricot), 2095 nucleotides. Its product is annotated as adenylosuccinate synthetase 2, chloroplastic-like. The record is from RefSeq and is a predicted model, not a curated record. Gene Ontology annotation, cellular component: cytoplasm. NCBI's taxonomy places the organism in Eukaryota, Viridiplantae, Streptophyta, Magnoliopsida, Rosales, Rosaceae. Gene Ontology annotation, molecular function: adenylosuccinate synthase activity; GTP binding. Gene Ontology annotation, biological process: 'de novo' AMP biosynthetic process; IMP metabolic process.
ACACGGCAGCCACCCUUUUGGUUCUUCGCCCCUGCUACCCCUAGUUUUUCUUCAUUGCUUCCUUAUUUACUUCUUCUUUUCUAACCCCCUCCUCUUUCCUCUUCCUCCUGCCUUCACUUUUCUUCUAACCCUCUUGUUUUUCACACAGUCCUCUCACAGUCCAAGUUCGGGUCUUGUAGGGGUUUACUCAACCCAGUGCUCAAAGGGCCAAAAGCGGUUCACCAUGAACAACCUCUCGUCCUUCACAACUCUCGACUCUAAUCCGCUCUCUAAGCCUCACUCAUUUGGUCCUUACCUCCACGGGCCCAUUCACCUUCAGCGCCCCAGAAAUGUUGUCGUAUGCUCGGUGAAGCCCUCAAUUGCCACUCCCUCACCUCUAAGUGUGUCUGGGUCCCCUAACCAGGGGUUAAGUCGAAUUGAGUCUCUAACCCAGGUCUCGGGUGUGUUGGGCUGCCAGUGGGGAGAUGAAGGAAAAGGCAAACUCGUCGACAUCUUGGCCCAACACUUUGACAUUGUUGCUCGUUGUCAGGGUGGAGCAAAUGCUGGACAUACCAUUUACAAUGCGGAGGGAAAGAAGUUUGCACUUCACCUUGUUCCCUCAGGUAUCCUUAAUGAAGAGACUCUUUGUGUUAUUGGGAAUGGAGUUGUGGUGCAUCUUCCAGGGCUCUUUAAGGAGAUUGAUGGCCUCGAAUCUAAUGGCGUCUCCUGCAAGGGAAGGAUUUUGGUCUCUGAUCGUGCGCACCUCUUAUUUGAUUUCCACCAAGUAGUGGAUGGGCUUCGAGAAUCCGAGCUUGCUAAAUCUUUCAUUGGCACUACCAAGAGAGGUAUUGGACCUUGUUAUUCUAACAAGGUUAUCCGAAAUGGUAUUCGAGUUAGCGACUUGAGGUACAUGGAUACUUUUCCUCAAAAGCUAGAUCUUCUAUUAUCAGAUGCUGCAGCAAGAUUCCGAGGUUUUGACUAUGGGCCCCAUGUGCUCAAAGAAGAAGUUGAAAAGUACAAGCGAUUUGCUGAGAGAUUGGAACCCUUCAUGGCCGAUACUGUGCUUGUCGUGAAUGAAGCCAUCUCUGAGAAGAAAAAGAUUUUGGUCGAAGGGGGCCAGGCAACAAUGUUGGAUAUUGACUUUGGAACUUACCCCUUUGUAACAUCCUCUAGUCCUUCAGCCGGUGGGAUUUGCACUGGCCUUGGCAUUGCUCCCAGAGUUCUAGGUGAUCUGGUUGGAGUGGUGAAAGCAUACACUACAAGAGUUGGUUCUGGUCCUUUUCCCACAGAAAUCUUGGGUAAAGGGGGUGACCUCCUUAGGUUUGCUGGUCAGGAGUUUGGCACAACUACUGGCCGCCCUCGUCGUUGUGGUUGGCUUGAUAUAGCAGCAUUGAGAUACUGCUGUCAGAUUAAUGGUUUUUCUUCUCUCAAUCUCACCAAACUUGAUGUUUUGUCGGAUCUUCCUGAAAUUCAGUUGGGUGUUGCCUACAAAAAAACUGAUGGUACACCAAUCAGAUCAUUCCCUGCAGACCUUCGUGAUCUUGAGCAGUUAAAGGUGGAAUAUGAAGUAUUGCCUGGAUGGAAGUCUGAUAUAUCUUCGGUCAGAAACUAUUCUGACCUUCCAAAGGCAGCACGCCAGUAUGUGGAAAGGAUAGAAGAACUUGCCGGCGUACCCAUCCAUUACAUUGGUGUGGGGCCUGGUCGUGAUGCACUCAUUUACAAAUAAUCAUCACAAUAUUUCUUUCCUUUAGAUUCCAGAUGAUGUUCAAACUACCAGAAGUAAUACGGAACUUCUGGUGCUGGAAGGAUUCCCCUCUAUGUUGGGAGAUUUGUUUUUUGGGAUGGAAGUAAUUUUUCAAGGUUAUGAACUUGAUGCAACGCGUUCUCCACCCAAUGGGGCCACAUGAAUUCUAUGCUCUGUUUAGGUGUUGGGAGAAUUUUGUUUCAGUAACAUUACUUGUUGUAAUGCAUGCAUUGCUAGGAUAGCAAGUUGGCAACAAUUUGAAGUUGAGAGAAUAAUGUGGUUCAUGUUUGUAGUUUACACAUUAUUUGAUAGCAGGUAGCAUCUACUGCCUGGCCUGAUCUCUUUAGUGGGAAUAUAUUUGCUCUUUUGAUC